GGCGCUGGGGUCUGGGGGCACUGCUCAGCGGUGCUAGGCUGGCGCGGCUUGAGCCGCCGCCGCACUGACAGCUCGGUCUGCGGACCAUGGAGACCGGCGCCGGUCCACACCCGCUGCGCCUGUUCCUCUCCCGGAUGCCGCUCUGUCUCGUGCUGCUUUUGGGACCCUGGCGGCCUGGGACCGCCGAGGAAGUCAUCCUCCUGGAUUCCAAAGCCUCCCAGGCCGAGCUGGGCUGGACUGCACUGCCGAGUAAUGGGUGGGAGGAGAUCAGCGGUGUGGAUGAACACGACCGUCCCAUCCGCACAUACCAAGUGUGCAAUGUGCUGGAGCCCAACCAAGACAACUGGCUGCAGACUGGCUGGAUCAGCCGCGGCCGCGGGCAGCGCAUCUUUGUGGAGCUGCAGUUCACACUCCGUGACUGCAGCAGCAUCCCUGGCGCCGCGGGCACCUGCAAGGAGACCUUCAACGUCUACUACCUGGAAACUGAGGCCGACCUGGGCCGCGGGCGUCCCCGCCUAGGCGGCAGCCGGCCCCGCAAAAUCGACACGAUCGCGGCGGACGAGAGUUUCACGCAGGGCGACCUGGGUGAGCGCAAGAUGAAGCUGAACACAGAGGUGCGCGAGAUUGGCCCACUCAGCCGGCGGGGUUUCCACCUGGCCUUUCAGGACGUGGGCGCCUGCGUGGCGCUUGUCUCCGUACGCGUCUACUACAAGCAGUGCCGUGCCACUGUGCGGGGCCUGGCCGCGUUCCCAGCCACCGCAGCCGAGAGUGCCUUCUCCACACUGGUGGAAGUGGCCGGAACGUGCGUGGCGCACUCGGAAGGGGAGCCUGGCAGCCCCCCACGCAUGCACUGCGGCGCUGACGGCGAGUGGCUGGUGCCUGUGGGCCGCUGCAGCUGCAGCGCGGGAUUCCAGGAGCGUGGUGACAUCUGCGAAGCCUGUCCCCCAGGGUUUUACAAGGUGUCCCCGCGGCGGCCCCUCUGCUCACCGUGCCCAGAGCACAGCCGGGCCCUGGAAAACGCCUCCACCUUCUGCGUGUGCCAGGACAGCUAUGCUCGCUCGCCCACCGACCCGCCCUCUGCGUCCUGCACCCGGCCGCCGUCGGCGCCGCGGGACCUGCAGUACAGCCUGAGCCGCUCGCCGCUGGCGCUGCGACUGCGCUGGCUGCCGCCGGCCGACUCGGGAGGCCGCUCGGACGUCACCUACUCGCUGCUGUGCCUGCGCUGCGGCCGCGAGGGCCCGGCGGGCGCGUGCGAGCCGUGCGGGCCGCGUGUGGCCUUCGUACCGCGCCAGGCAGGGCUGCGGGAGCGAGCCGCCACGCUGCUGCACCUGCGGCCCGGAGCGCGCUACACCGUGCGCGUGGCCGCACUCAACGGCGUCUCGGGCCCGGCGGCCGCCGCGGGAGCCACCUACGCGCAGGUCACCGUCUCCACCGGGCCCGGGGCGCCCUGGGAGGAGGAUGAGAUCCGCAGGGACCGAGUGGAACCCCAGAGCGUGUCCCUGUCUUGGCGGGAGCCCAUCCCUGCCGGAGCCCCUGGGGCCAAUGGCACGGAGUACGAGAUCCGAUACUACGAGAAGGGUCAGAGUGAGCAGACUUACUCCAUGGUGAAGACAGGGGCGCCCACAGUCACUGUCACCAACCUGAAGCCAGCUACCCGCUACGUCUUUCAGAUCCGGGCUGCUUCCCCGGGGCCAUCCUGGGAGGCCCAGAGCUUUAACCCCAGCAUUGAAGUGCAGACCCCGGGGGAGGCUGCCUCAGGGUCCAGGGACCAGAGCCCCGCUGUUGUCGUCACCGUAGUGACCAUCUCAGCCCUCCUCGUCCUGGGCUCCGUGAUGAGUGUGCUGGCCAUUUGGAGGAGGCCCUGCAGCUAUGGUAAAGGAGGAGGGGACGCCCAUGAUGAAGAGGAGCUGUAUUUCCACUUCAAAGUCCCAACACGUCGCACAUUCCUGGACCCCCAGAGCUGUGGGGACCCACUGCAGGCUGUGCAUCUGUUCGCCAAGGAACUGGAUGCGAAAAGCGUCACGCUGGAGAGGAGGCUUGGAGCAGGGCGGUUUGGGGAGCUGUGCUGUGGCUGCCUGCAGCUCCCCGGUCGCCAGGAGCUGCCUGUAGCCGUGCACACGCUGAGGGACAGCGCCUCCGACUCACAGAGGCUUGGCUUCCUGGCGGAGGCCCUUACUCUGGGCCAGUUUGACCAUAGCCACAUCGUGCGGCUGGAGGGUGUUGUCACCCGAGGAAGCACCUUGAUGAUUGUCUCCGAGUACAUGAGCCAUGGGGCCCUGGACGGCUUCCUCAGGCGGCACGAGGGGCAGCUGGUGGCUGGGCAACUGAUGGGGUUGCUGCCUGGGCUGGCAUCAGCCAUGAAGUAUCUGUCAGAGAUGGGCUACGUUCACCGGGGCCUGGCAGCUCGCCGUGUGCUGGUCAGCAGCGACCUUGUCUGCAAGAUCUCUGGCUUCGGGCGGGGCCCCCGGGACCGAGCAGAGGCUGUCUACACCACUAUGAGUGGCCGGAGCCCAGCGCUGUGGGCCGCCCCUGAGACGCUUCAGUUUGGCCACUUCAGCUCUGCCAGUGAUGUAUGGAGCUUUGGCAUCGUCAUGUGGGAGGUGAUGGCCUUUGGGGAGCGGCCUUACUGGGACAUGUCUGGCCAAGACGUGAUCAAGGCUGUGGAGGAUGGCUUCCGGCUGCCACCUCCCAGGAACUGUCCUACCCCUCUGCACCGACUAAUGCUCGACUGCUGGCAGAAGGACCCAGGUGAGCGGCCCAGGUUCUCCCAGAUCCACAGCAUCCUGAGCAAGAUGGUGCAGGACCCGGAGCCCCCCAACUGUGCCCCGACUACCUGUCCCAGGCCUCCCACCCCACUAGCGGACCGUGCCUUCUCCACCUUCCCCUCCUUUGGCUCUGUGGGCGCGUGGCUGGAGGCCCUGGACCUGUGCCGCUACAAGGACAGCUUCGCAGCUGCUGGCUACGGGAGCCUGGAGGCCGUGGCCGAGAUGACCGCCCAGGACCUGGUGAGCCUAGGCAUCUCUUCAGCUGAACAUCGAGAGGCCCUCCUCAGCGGGAUCAGCGCCCUACAGGCACGAGUGCUCCAGCUGCAGGGCCAGGGGGUGCAGGUGUGAGUGGACCCCAUUCUUCAAGGCAGGACUCCGGUGGGGGUCCAGACCCCCAGCCCUGCCCAAGGACCGUGGCAAGCUGUGCUCCAGCAGCGUGGGAGGGAGCACUCUCUUCCUCCGCUUGGGCCCAGAUCUGGUUUGGGGCCCCAGCUUCCCCGCUUUCACUGCCUGCCCCUCCCAUUUUCACCAGUCUAAACACCUUCACUAACUCAGUGCCCCGGAAAAGAGGUUCAAGUCCCUAGAGAGGACCCCUGAGAUAACAGCAGGAGGAAAUUCGGGGUCUCAGAGAAGAGCUGGGGCAGGGAUUGGAGGGAAGACAGUGGGUUGAGAUUGCCCUGGCUCAUGCCCUACUGCCAUUCAUACCCACUAGGGGCUGGGGCCUACCCCGUGGGGUGUUCCCUUUUCCCACAGACCCAUUGACCAGUCAGACAGCGUGGGUCCCAGGGGGCUCUUGUUCUACCUGGCAGUGACUGCAGCUGCCUGGUGGCUCAGGCCUCGGGGGCUGUGCCAGAGACGCAUCGUCCUCAGCUCCCUGUGCCUUGGCAGGGGCUGACUGGACACUGGCCAAGGCCCGGGCAGGCAAAGAUGGUGCUGAGCUCAGGGGCUGACGCCCAAGAGCCCUAGACUCAGGAGCUGGUUUCUGUGUUCCCCUGCCUUGAGCUGACAGUUCAGGGUGAGGCCAAGAAUCCUGACCAGGCUGGGUCAUGCAAGGCCCUGGUGUUCCCUGGGGCUCUAUGAGGCCCUCGUGUGCAUUCCUUUAUGAACUCAGUGGCCAGGACAUCUGGGAAAAGCAUAAAGGGCCAUGUCAUCUCCCCAGGGACCCAGGAGCUUUUCUCUCCAGCCUUGGGGAGGGUGAAGAGGAGACUCAGAGACGGGUCCUCUCUCUCAAACAGGCUGGUCUAACACCCAGUGUACAGAUGGGGGAACUGAGGCCAAGUGAGGUGUCAGGGUCAGAGCAGGGGUCAGAACCCAAUCCAGGGAUGAGGCUGGCUCUGGAGAGAGAGUCCUUGGUCCUGCCCUAUGGCACCCCCACUUCCCUGUACAGCCCGUGGGGACUCUAGAGGUGACCCACUCCAGCCAGCUCCGUGCCUUGGGCACUAGCCAGCCUUCCAUGGAGCCCCUCCCUGCUCUGACUUCGUGGAGCCCUGGCAGGAGUGGUUGUGCUGAGCCCACCAUGGAGUUCCUUAUCCACAAGGGCCCCCGGGAAUGGUGGGGCCCAGGAUGCCAGGGCUUUUCUAGGGUAGCAGGAAGGCAGCUGGAUCUUGGCAGGGCCACAGGGGCUGAGUUUGUUCAGGCCACCCCUGACACUUGUCUGCUGUGCUUGGCUGUGUGUGGGUGGGGUGGGAUGGAGCGGGAAGGAGAAGACAAGGGGUAGAGAAAAGAGAUGAAAAAGACACACAGCCUGCCCUUGGGGGGCUCAGACGAGACCAGGAGAAGAGCUCAGGUACCAAGAAGUAAUUCCAGGGCACCAUCCACCAGUGCCCAGGGCCCCCAGGAGCCCUCUGGGUCAGUGGGUGAGUGGGCUGGAGGGGGAGAUAGCCACUCUCAUGAAGUGUGAAGCUGAGAUGUAAGUUGAACAAGGCCUUGCAGGUGGGAAAGGGAAGGUUCUUACCUUGGGGUGCGUGGAGUGUUCGGCAGGCAAGAUGGCAGGCCUCAGACAAGAGGAGUCCGUGCAGAGAGGCUAGCAUGAGAAAGAGCCCAGAGGCGGAAGGUGCAGUGCAUCUUUGCAGAGCACCCCAAGGUGGGGGACAGUGACUCACAGCGGUGCCUUUGGCCCCACCCUGCCAGCAGCAGCUCCUCUGCUCUUGGAAUAUCCCCCAGCCCCCUGCCUCCCCGUCUCCUGAGCACCUGCCCCAGCUCAGUGACUCUGGAGGUACUGGGGAGACCAAGAUGUUGCUACCACCUUUGUCAGGGUUAGGGGAGCCCCCGGCCAGGUGCCCUCCAGGAUCCGCCUUCCCCACCCCUCCUGGGAAGCCUGGACCAGCAUCCCUUCUUGGGUGGAUGGAGCCUCAUCCCCAUCUCCAGCUACAUCAGUCAUUCUCUGCAGGGAAAAGUCUCCUCCCGCUACCCCAGCUGUUCCUGCAGAAGGGCCCCUGGCUGUGUUGGCAGGACUUCGGUGUCCAGGGUAGAUCUCCCCUCCACUGAGGAGUGAGGUCCCAGAAUCCUGAUGGGUCCCAGGCCUCAGCCCUGCACAGGCGUGAUGCGGGGCGAUGGCUCUCUGGGAACCCUCUACAGAUCUAUUUUUAUAUGGAACUUGUUCGCUGGACAGAGGUGGCCUGCAAGCCCCCAUUACCCUGGUCUGAGCUCACCCUGGGAGGGAGGGGGCCAGUCGGAGGGGGUUCCUUCUGGACAUGUUUUUAUAUUUCCUGGGUUCUCUAUGCAGGAUAAUAAAAACUUGUCUGUGAUAGGGUGCCUCUUUGAGUGACCGUUUCUUGAUCAUUGUAUAGCUGGUGUGGAAGGGUUUCUGCCCCCUUCCUCGGGGACAGGGAUGUCCAGAGUGUGCAUCUGAGAUGUCUUUGCAUAGAGGUGAGUCCAACACUGCUCCUGCCACGAAAGAUGCCCCAGGAUCCGUGGCAGGACGGUGUGACCCAGGGUACUGAGGGGAACUGGGUGCCCUGGGUGUGUAGAGAAGUCUGUCACCCAGUCUCAGGAGCAGUAGAACAAGGGAGGUGUCCCAGACACAGUGGGGUCCUUUGCUGGGAUAGACAGUACCAGGGAGGGCAGAGACCAGGAAAGGAUGCCCAGCACUCAGUUUUGGAUAUGUGUUUGAGAUGCCCGUGGGAUGUGCGGCAGAGAUGUCUAGGAGGCAGGUGGAUAUCUGGUCUGAACCUCGGAGCACAGAUGUAAGUUAGAGACAGAGUUUUGGGGUCAUCAGCGUUCAGAUGGGGGUGGAAGCCGCGGUGAGAAGGAGGUCACCCGGCCAGCAUGUGCAGGAGAGGGGAGACGUCAGCGUUGGAGGCACCUGGAUGAAGGGGAGCAGUGGGAGAGGCCAGGAGGAGCUGUGCCAUUGCUGCUGAAGAGCAAGUUUUGGUGUUAAAUACAGAGAAAAUGGCCGGGGAUUUGCCGUCCCACAGCUCUGGAGGCUGGAAGUCCAAGAUCGAGAUGUGGACAGGGUCGUUUCCUCCGGAGAGCUGUGAGGGAAGCUUCUGCUCUGGGCCUCUCUCCCUGGCUUGCCUGUGGCCAUCAUCCCACUCUGUCUCUUCACAUCAUCUUCCCUCUGUAAGUCCAAUUUCCCGUUUUUAUGGAUGCCAGUCAUAUUGGACUGGUCCAUUACCAGCCCACCCUAACAGCCUCAUUUUAACUUAAUCACCCCUUUAAAGGCCUGUCUCCAAAUACAGUCACCUUCUGAGCUACUGGGAGUUAGGACUUCAACACAGAGGCCUGGUGGGGAGCACAGUUCAACCCGUAACAGCGACUUUGUUGUCAGGGCAGAAGCCAGAUGAGAGGAUUGGGGAGUGGAGUUUGGGAAUCUUUGAGGAGUCCAGCGAAAGGAGGAAGAGUGGGCUGAGACAAUGACCAGGACAGGCUGCGGGUGUGAGCCAAAGGGUGCAUGGGCAAGGCCUGAGAGCCCAUGCAUGGGCACACAUGUGCACACACACUUGGACCACAUGAGUCCUUGCAUGUCUCAGUUGGCUUUCUAGUGCUUCUCCUCUCCGUGGCCCAGGCCAUUCACGUUCUUUAGGCUGGGGAAGGCGUCUUCCUCAUCUGCAUAGCUCAGGACAUGGGAAGUGCUUAGGGCAAGGGGUAGGGUGGUGGGGGUGGUGAUAAAUCAUACUCCUUCCCCCAUUUCCUGUGCUCAGAGCCAGUUAAGUACUAAUUCCCUGGGACAGGUGGAGAGUAAAAUAUCAGCUCUUUGAUAAGGCUAACUGGAGAAUGUUGCUUACCAAGUUUCUUUGAAUCUAAGAUGCCAUUGAGUGUAACAUGUCCUACCAAGAAAGAAACAUCACAGUCAACUAUGUUGUGCCAUCCAACCGGAAGAUGCGUCCCAGUUUCAGAGAUGUUAACAUGUACGUCUUCAAUGAAUGAGAUGCUGUGCAUCAGGGACAAA
Cercocebus atys (sooty mangabey) is the source of this 7155-nucleotide messenger RNA. It is a transcript of the gene EPHA10, whose product is annotated as EPH receptor A10. Gene Ontology annotation, molecular function: protein binding; transmembrane-ephrin receptor activity; ATP binding. Gene Ontology annotation, cellular component: plasma membrane; neuron projection. The coding region runs from base 87 to 3113 and encodes 1008 amino acids. Lineage: Eukaryota; Metazoa; Chordata; Mammalia; Primates; Cercopithecidae. Gene Ontology annotation, biological process: protein phosphorylation; axon guidance; cell surface receptor protein tyrosine kinase signaling pathway. The transcript has 18 exons. The record is from RefSeq and is a predicted model, not a curated record.